This is a messenger RNA of Phalacrocorax carbo (great cormorant), 1434 nucleotides long. The record is from RefSeq and is a predicted model, not a curated record. Lineage: Eukaryota; Metazoa; Chordata; Aves; Suliformes; Phalacrocoracidae.
UUUUUUCUUGAUAGAAUUGGAAUCAAUGCUGUGUUUUUAAGUCUUACCAUCCUGUACUUACUUUCUUGUUCCUGAUGGGCUAAUUCUGGCUUCACUUUUGAGUGCUUUCUAUUUAGCUUGUCAAACAGCUUCAAUAUUGAAUUGUAUUUUUCCUGUAGGUAACUGCUAUAGAGCCCAUAACUAGUCCCGGAGGAGCCAGCGUGAGCCCUCAGCACCUACACCGGGCUCUGCAAGGGCUCUUUGGAGUGGCAGCGGUGGCAACAGAUGGUGGUCAUCUCCUUCUGGUGGACCUGUGUUUGGAUGAUCUCUCUUGCAGCCAGAGCGAAAAUGAACCGUCGGGUCUAACAGUUGCCACCAGAAUUGCUGCUGGAGUUCCACAAGGAAGAGAAACUGUGACCAGAGAAGGGAGACAUCUCUGCUUUCAACUGCAAAGCCCUUCAGGAACAGCAAUAUCGACCCCGUGCUACAUCAGCAGAAGCAACCAGCUCGCUGUGGGUUCUUCUGAUGGCUGCCUGUCACUGUGGGAUGUGAAAACUCUGAAGCAGGAGCACUGAUCUCAGCUUGAAGGAGGAAGGGUGUCUGUCUACGCUGUUACUUUUCAAGAGCCUGAGAAGGAUCCUCGCGAUUGUUGCUGCUUGUGGGCUGUUCAGUCUACACAAGAAAGUGAAGGCGAUGCUGUGAGUUUACACCUGCUGCGGUUAGAAUUCGGUGACAGGAGACGCUUGCCAUCAGGACAAGUCAUGUAUGAGCGUUUGGCAUCCUGUGUUGAAAAGUACAGUUUAGACCUCACGGGCAGAGCCUUUCCCUUGAGAGGGCAGAGCAGCAAGACCAAACUACUCAGCUGCCAGGCUGUAGAAAUCUUUCCCAACCACGUUGGCAGAGAAGAUAGUGUUGAUGAAGUCAUAUCUCCUGACACCAGUGUAUCGAUCUUCAGCUGGCAAGUGAAUACACGCGGUCAGGGAAAGCCAUCUACUUAUGUGGGUGUAUUUGACUUUGACUGCUGGUAUCAUGCUCAAAUGCCAGGCUCACUAAGGCCAGAAGAAUCCCUUCAGGACUGCCCCUAUUUUGCACGGUGGUCACUGGACACCGUCACAAGCAUGACUUCUCCCAACCACAUUUUGGAUAUUGUGGUGCAGGAGCGCAGCCUAAAUUGGACAGUUCCUCCUUCUUAUCCACUACCUGAGCAGUGUUUUCAUCCAAGCACCUAUAAAUUUGAUGGCACGUGCUUGCUGAGCUCUGGAGUUGUUCAUAUGACUUGCAGCGGGUUCCGGAAGGAGGUGAGCUUUUACUCUCUCUUUAUUGAGAAUGUCAAGAGAUGGACCUUUCCUAAGCUUUCUCUGGCGCUGCUUUCAGUGUCAGAGACCAUUUCAUGCUCCUCCUGCCCAUCCACACGCAUAACUGCAAUUGUACCCUGCCAGUUGUAGGGAAAUGGUG